Messenger RNA from Aspergillus glaucus CBS 516.65, 411 nucleotides. RefSeq lists its product as uncharacterized. NCBI's taxonomy places the organism in Eukaryota, Fungi, Ascomycota, Eurotiomycetes, Eurotiales, Aspergillaceae. The coding region runs from base 1 to 411 and encodes 136 amino acids. The transcript is spliced from 2 exons. The record is from RefSeq and is a predicted model, not a curated record.
AUGGCUUUCUGGAGACUGAACGAGCGGUCAUCAGGAAUAGCAGAGAUUGCUGGUCUGAUCUUGAAUAUGCCGAAGCACGACGCAAGUGGCGAUGCUGUCGAUUGGGGAGACAUGAUCUACCUUCAGGACUCAAAAACGACCAUCACCUGCGAUAACGGCCGCCGUCUACGGGUCUACGGAAGUCCCUAUUCUCCCAUCUAUGGCAACUGGGCCUUUCAGUACCCGCGGAGCGAGAAUGUCUGGAGCGAGAAGAUACCUGAUGAUAUCGACAUACUCAUAACGCAUGGACCGCUACGCGCGCACCUCGACUUGCUGAAAAUGGGCUGUGUACAUCUGUCGAAAGAGUUGUGGCGGGUUCGUCUACGAUUGCAUGUUUUUGGGCAUGUCCAUGAAGGCGCAGGAACAGAAUAA